CUCACAAACCUCACAACAGCACGGAGAAAAAUUGCGAGAUUUGAGACCGAGAUGGCCUCCUUUUCCUCCGCCUCUGUGCUGGCUUUGACGAUCAUGAUGGUGCUCGUCGCCGGUGCCCGGUGCAGCACCUCGGGCAAGGUUGGUUUAGCACUCACGAAGGGCUCCACCCCCACCAACCUCAUCGUGGCCGCCAAGUCCUUUGGCGGCUCAGCCGACGACCUCUCCAAGAUGCAGGUCAAGGGGCAGGGCUCGGACAAGUGGAUUGACAUGAGCAAUGCUGGGAGCUCCGGCAAGGGGAACUCCGUCUGGAAGGCCGUAUCCUCUACCCCACUCAAGGCCCCUCUCGCCAUCCGUUACCAGACAAAGCAGGGCACGACUGUUGUGAAUGAUGACGCCAUUCAUUCAUUUUAGAAGAUUUGUAUAUCCAUGCUGCGCAACCUAAGGGUACUAUUUGCUCAUUAUUUCGUUACCUUUCAUAUUUUUUACCUACAUGCUAAUAUGAUGAUCAUCUUCCCGGGGAAAGGAAAGGUGUAGCAGAAAAAAUAAUCCAUUUUUAGAAUGGCCUAGUUUCAUGGCAUGUCUUCCGUGACCUGUGAAUGUACAC
Messenger RNA from Aegilops tauschii subsp. strangulata, 604 nucleotides. Its product is annotated as pollen allergen Phl p 2-like. The record is from RefSeq and is a predicted model, not a curated record. NCBI's taxonomy places the organism in Eukaryota, Viridiplantae, Streptophyta, Magnoliopsida, Poales, Poaceae.